CAGACAGACUGGAUGUUUUGCAGUGUUUUGGCUAUAAGGAACGUGUGGCCGCCGUUCCUUGGCUUUUCCCAUGGACUUCAGACUUAGAGAUUUACUUUUGGCAGGUCUAGGGCUACUUUUGAUGAUUGACCUAAGCACUCAAUAUCCAAGUCCAGAAAAAAGAUUCCUUAAAUGCAAGUGUGAUAUUUGUCAGAAAGAUAACUACACAUGUACCACCACUGGAGGGUGUCUAACAAUCCUAAGAAGAGAGGAUGGCGUGGUAAAGAGAGCUAGAAGUUGUACUUUCAAUUCCCCAGGUCAUCACUUUAUAUGCAGACCUGCCGAAGAUGAGCAAAAUCGAGAUAUUAAACACCAUUGUUGCUAUUAUAACAUGUGCAAUGUGGAUGCUAAUGUCACACUACCCACACCAAGACCUGUUACUGUAAACAGCAAAGGAAGUGAUGAUUUCACAACACGCAGCCAUACCCUCAAGACAGCAGAGGUGGCAGCCAUCAUAGCCUGCCCCAUGUUUAUUAUAUGCAUGUUUAUAAUGCUGGUUAUAUGGUUUUACCAACGRCGCAAGUCACAGCUUCCAACAUACAAUGGAGUAAAUUCAGAGGACAAUCGAUCUAUUGAAAURCCACCAGGAAUGUCUCUAAAUGCUUUGUCGGAUAUUUCUACAGGGUCUGGCUCUGGUCUUCCUCUAUUAGUUCAGCGUACUGUAGCACGGCAAAUCACCACCGUUGAAUUGAUUGGUACUGGACGGUAUGGAGAAGUUUACAGAGGAAAAUGGAGGGGAGAAGAUGUUGCUGUUAAGAUCUUCUCGUCAUGGGAUGAAUGUUCAUGGAGCAGAGAAGCAGAAAUUUACCAAACAGUUAUGCUACGACAUGACAACAUUCUUGGCUUUAUCGCUGCAGAUAAUAAGGAUAAUGGAGCAUGGACACAACUCUGGUUAAUAACUGACUAUCACAAGAAUGGAUCACUGUAUGACUACUUACAAGGAAUGACACUUGAUGUKAAUGAAAUGCUGAUUCUAGCUCUUUCAACGGCAAGUGGUUUGGCUCACCUWCAUAUGGAGAUUACUGGUACAAUGGGCAAACCAGCUAUAGCUCAUCGGGAUCUAAAGAGUAGAAAUAUUCUGGUCAAAAGCAAUGGGACAUGCUGUAUAGCAGACCUUGGACUGGCAGUACGUCAUAUAUCAUCMUCUGACAUUGUUGACAUACCCAAUGGUAGUCGUGUAGGAACCAAGCGUUACAUGGCUCCUGAAUUUCUGGAAGACAGCGAAACAGUGCGCAGUUUUGAUUCAUACAAGAAGGGGGAUAUUUAUGCAUUUGGUUUGGUCUUGUGGGAAAUUGCACGUCGCUGCAAACUUGGUGGGAUGUGUGAAGAAUACCAGUUGCCUUACUAUGAUAAAGUGUGCGUUGACCCAAGCAUUAAAGACGUAUGGCAGGUUGUAUGUGUAGAGAAAUAUCGCCCUCUYUAUCCUACCUGCUGGAAGCAAGAUGAGGUCAUGAUGAAGUUUGCCAGAAUAAUGAAGGAAUGUUGGUAUCAUAACCCAUCGGCCAGAUUGACAGCUCUACGUAUCAAGAAGACACURCAAAAUCUAUGUGAAUCUUWUGGUGUCAAUGGACGCUCUAUUGCAACUUAACAAUGCCCAAAUUGGCUGUCGCAAAUGUGUGUACAAUGCCGAAUAUCCAUUGUACUAGAAGGCAUUAUGCCGUAGUACGAUGAUUCUGCAUUGCUUACUGUUCACAAACAGUACCGCGAAUUUUUUCGACAAAAAUGAGUAAAAAAAGGGAGAUUGAAAACAUCUUCACUCUAUAAGGUGGAGUCUUGAAAUCAAGCUAGGGCUAUUACAUAUUAAGCUAAAUAAAAAUUGCAAGGCAUAAUCCAAAAACAACUGCAGAGCUCCACCUUAAUAGAUGGGGUUUGUUUUGUUGCUUGUAUUUGGCUUAUCUUGAAUUGGGUGAACAAUGUAAGAAAGGAACUUUGUAUUAUUAGGAUUUAAUCCAGAGUUGUUCUUUGCAGUGCAACUGCAUUGUGACUCACGGACCUGACAAGUCUGUACAUAUGAUGCAUAUACUAAACAAUUCUUGUGUGUGCUGGUCGCCUUGAAAAAAAAAAAAUCCUUAAAAAAUGUAAAAAAAAAAAAAAAUAGAUUUUUAGUAGGUACAUGUAUUUAGAAAACCAAGGUAGAUGGAUCCACAGGAAGUAAAAUACUAGAAUGAUCUUAAUUAAAUAAAUGAGUAUUAGUAUUUGUCAAAAUAAUUUUUUUAUAAAUGUAUAAUAAGUGGGUAGUGAGAUACUCCAGACUCGAGUUUUCGUUUGCUCAGGUUCGCACACAUUGACUUUUUCGCAUACAAAUUCCUUACUGUCGACGAAUAAAAAAUUAUUUCUAAGCCUGUCAACAAACCUUGAGCAACAGGAGCCAACAUGGAUUCUCGCUCAGCCCACUUUYGUGUGUUUAGUAAGUGAAAAUUAAAGAUUCAUUAGCUCUGUAAAAAAUA
Molecule: messenger RNA, 2486 nt
Organism: Exaiptasia diaphana
Lineage: Eukaryota; Metazoa; Cnidaria; Anthozoa; Actiniaria; Aiptasiidae
Product: TGF-beta receptor type-1
Exons: 7
Coding region: 71-1627 (518 amino acids)
Biological process (GO): cellular response to growth factor stimulus; activin receptor signaling pathway; nervous system development
Cellular component (GO): activin receptor complex; plasma membrane
Molecular function (GO): activin receptor activity, type I; activin binding; ATP binding
Source: RefSeq, a predicted model, not a curated record